UUCUGCUAAAUCACAGCCUUUGCUUUGCUUUGUUACUCCUUUAAAAACCUUUCCUCAUCAAAUCACACCAUCUAUUAAUUCAAUUCCAUCGAAUUUGCCCUUUGUUUUGCUUAGAGAUGUCUCAACGUCAGCUCUUCACCAUCGAUUUAUUGGGAAUCGGAAGAGAUAAUAAUGGCAGCCCCCAAUUGGAUUCCGCCAUGGAUUGCCACCAACAACUUGUGCACAGUCGAUCAACGCAGUCAUGCCUGGGAAAGAUCAGACCUCAUUUGCUGCAACAAGUUCUCUCACAAGGAUGUUUGAGCGAUUCAGAAAAUUUCCACAGAGAAGAUCAUAUUGGGGUUUCUGAAGGAAUUAAGACUUGGGAUCUGUUUCCCCUGCAUCCUCUAGGGUUUCAAUCCAACAUAAACAGGACAAAAGCCAAUCGGCUUUGUUGGAUACAGAAAUUGAAAUUUCUAAAGCUGUUACAACUAAUCCAGCAAUUUUGUACAAUUAUCCAAGGCAAAGUGUUUCAAAUUCAGAAGAAUCCACACAAGGGGGAAAGCAAAGGCACGCUGUUAAAACAUCAAAUGCCAAUCUUCCAAUGGCGAAGAGGUUAUCACUUCAACGAUUUCUGCAGAAACGGAAGGACAGACUCAGCAAACUCGUUCCGUACACGACGUCAUCAAUGUAAUUGUUUAGUUGGCAAAGGAUAAGAUUUCUUAUUCGGCGGAGAUGGUGGAGUUCCACCAUACAAUUCAAUUCCUACGCGUUUUGUUCAAUUGACAUGACUCCUCCUCUCCACUUGCAAUAUCGAGAAUCUGAUCUUCAUGUGCGCCAGUGGAUGUAAUUGGAAUCAACGAGAAAUAUAUGUUUAAAAUCAUGUGGCCGGCAUUCUUGGGAUGCGGCUAAUCUGAUUCUAAAGUGACUGAUUAAAUUUUGUGUAAUUUUGUGUUAUACACAGUCAAAAAAUGAAAGAGACAGCUAGUUCUGUCAAGUAUACUGAGAUCUGUAAUUUUCGUGUUAUGUGGAAAUCAUGACGGUUUUGGAGCCAGAUUAUCUACCUCCCAAUUUUUUA
Molecule: messenger RNA, 1054 nt
Organism: Cryptomeria japonica (Japanese cedar)
Lineage: Eukaryota; Viridiplantae; Streptophyta; Pinopsida; Cupressales; Cupressaceae
Exons: 4
Coding region: 117-692 (191 amino acids)
Source: RefSeq, a predicted model, not a curated record